AUGCCCACCCCCGUCAAUGGUUCCGACAUCGCUGGUCCACCAUGUUCGCCAGGCUCCAAAGCCAAGGCUGCUGCUGCCAUGUCUCCUUCAACCUCUUCCUCCUCCGCUUUUCUUUCCGCAAACCAUCCGCUCAAUCUCCGCAAGCAAGCUCAGCCCAAGCUCGACUCUAGCUUCAGCGUCAAGACCUACAUCGGUGCUGCCAAUGCCUUGCUCGAUAAGGCAAGAGCCGCAGAUGCACAGAGCCAGAUCGAAGUCGCUUUCGUCAACUAUCUCAAAGCCGCCAACGUCACUGCCUUCAUCUCGAAGCAUGAUGACUGGCCCAAGAUCCAAAAGUCGCGCGACUCUGUCUAUCAGGCGUACAACGAGCUGAUGAAGCAAGCUCCUGCUUUCAUAGAGCGUACCAAGCGAUUAGAGACUCAGCUGGCCAUUCGAGAAGAGCGUAAUGCAAAAGCAGCAGCACAAGCCGCAGUCGAGCAAGCUCAGAAUGCAAUGCGCCAACGACAAGCUCAACCGCCAGGCGAUUCCGCUCUUCGUGCUCAAGCGCCAUCAUCGCAUCCACUCUCCUCACAUACAGGUGCCCCUAUGGCCAUGGCUGCUAUCCAUCGCUCUGGCUCUUGGCACGAUUCGGAUGAGCAUCAUGCUGCACAUCCUACUCACCCUUCUCCCCUCAUUGAUCAGCACGCAACAAGCUGCUCCCUUGCCGAUCGUCUUCAAGCGCUUCGCAAUACUGCAGCCAGCCAUCCUGCCGAGCUCCGCAACCCCGGUCGAUCUGAUAGUGCCUCUUCUACUCCUGGCUUACCGAGGAGCGCCCAUCUCGCAUCUCACCUUGAAGCACUUGCACAAGAUCCUCCUUCCGCUUCCUCUAAUGGCACAUUCGACAUGCACAACUUCAGCAACACCUUGCCGGACGCACCAUCACCAUCAUCAUCAUCAGCAGCAGGAGGCCAACCUCACUUUCCAGCUGUACCUUCCGCUUCCGAGUUCAACUCCGCGUACCCGACCAUCGAUCAGCUUGAAGCCGGCUCGUCCAACACGCCAGAUGGCUUCCCUUCACCACCAUCCCAUCCGGUUGGCAAAGUCUCACGACCAUUACCAGCACCACCAAGUUCGAGCGAGCAGGAUGUAGCGCGCGAGUUUGCACUAGCACGCCAUGUUCCACAACCAUUGGAGCGAGUAGGUGGCCAGCAGCAAAGGCAGAUCGAUGGCUUGCCCAACCAAGAUCCUCGUCGAUUCAGUCUACAGCAAUUCAACUCGCACUAUUCCAGCAGUUCAGCCGUCCCCACCUUGCAGCAACAAGGACAGCACCAGCAGCAAAUAGCACCAGGCGGAUCAGCAGCCGAACCACGCUCACUCAUCGUCGGCGCCAAACCCACACUACCCAUCAAGAACCACAUCUCGGUCGAAGAACUCUUCAACUUUCUCCAUCCCGGUUUCCAAAACUUCACGGAUGCAGAUGGCAAGCCCAAGAUUGGCAAGAAGGUCGGUCUCGAUGUGCUUUUGCUCGACGUCCGCAGUCGAGCCGAGUUUGAAGAUGGGCGCAUUCUUGGCGGCAAGACAGUCUGUAUCGAGCCUAUUACGCUGCGAGAGGGUAUGACUUCGGGCGAUAUCGAGGAUAAGCUCCUUCUCUCGCCUCCAGAGGAGCGGUUGGCCUUUGCAUCUCGCAACCGAUUCGAUUUGGUUGUGUUAUAUGAUCACAACCUUCGAUCGCUCAGGGGCAGUGUACCGGAGGAUAAGGUGCCGCAAGAUCCAGCAGCGCAGGCGAGGAUGGAUAUCUUGGUCAAGGCGAUCUACGAGAACGAGUUUACAAAGACGUUGGCACAUCAGCCCGUCUUACUCGUCGGUGGAUUCCAGAGUUGGACGCAGGAGCUAGACAAGAAGUUGAUUUUGCGAAGUGCAGGAGCAGUGGAUGGGAAUGCCAACGGGCAUCCGCAUAGGAGUAGCAUCUCCUAUGAGCCAGGCACAAGCUUCCCUACCGCAGAAAACGCAGGGAUGGCGAGGGAACAGGAGUUGAAGCGUGCAAGAAGACAGCAGCAGGUGUUUGCCGAUGGUUUCCCACCCUCUUCUGCUCCAGGAUCGCCCGCAAGGACAGGAGGAAUGCAACCCGGAGGAAUCUACCCCAGCAGAGCGACGACGAAUGGGACGAGCUCGCCGUUCGCAGCUCCAUCGUUGCCAGCUCGUGCCUAUCAAGGUUCGAAUGCACUUGCAUCUGGUGCUCCCUCCUUCCCACCUGCAGCAGCACACCGACCUCCUUCCCGCUCCAACUCCUCCAGCACUUUCGACUAUCCUCAACUCAAGCCAAGCUCAGCAACAGGUGCAAUGUCACCGUACGGUAUGCCCACACCUCAGCCUCCACCCAUGGCAGCCUCCACCGCCACUCCAUCUGCAGCAACAACCAACGCCGCUGCCGCCCACAAUCGUUCUCAGUCGGCCGCUGGAGGUCCCAUGAUCCCCGGCACUGGAUCCGCAGGUGGCAAUGAUCCCUCGAAAAAGCAAGUCAUGGCUCCUGGCUAUGCAGGCCAUCUCAGCACCCAAUCCUCUCGCAUCUACACCAGUCCCACCAACGGCCGCAGUGUAGACGAGAGCAAGUUCGGUCUCACGGGUCUUAAGAACCUCGGCAACUCGUGCUACAUGAAUUCCACCUUGCAGUGUCUCUCUGCCACUAUCCCACUGGCUAGAUUUUUGCUGGAUGGAUCAUACAAGCAAGCGAUCAACCGUACCAACCCUUUGGGUACUCAAGGACAGCUGGCUAACACACUCGCCGGCCUCAUCCACGUCAUGUGGGGAGAAAAGUACGCAUUCAUCUCGCCGGUCACGUUCAGGGAAGCCAUGGCGAAAUUCGCACCCUCUUUCCGAGGAUACGACCAACACGAUUCGCAAGAGUUCCUUGCUAUCUUGUUGGAUGGUCUCCACGAGGAUUUGAACUACGUAGUAACUCGACCAGCUGCGAUCGAGAUGACACCGGAGAGGGAGAAUGAGUUAGAGACGUUGCCGCAACAGAUUGCAAGUCUCAAGGAAUGGUCGAUCUAUCGUAUGCGAAAUGACAGUUUGGUGGUGGAUUGCUUCCAAGGUCAGUUCCGAAACAAACUUACCUGUCUCACCUGUGGCAAAACGUCGACGACCUACGAGGCUUAUACAUACCUCUCCCUGCCUGUCCCACAUGGUCGGGGAGCGAACAAGGUUACACUGCAGCAAUGUCUCGACGCUUUCGUUCGAGAAGAAGUUCUGGAUAAGGCGGAUAUGUGGAAUUGUCCACGAUGCAAAAAGCCAAGAAAAGCAACCAAGCGAUUAUCCAUCUCUCGACUCCCCCACAUCCUUCUCAUUCAUCUCAAGAGGUUCAGCUUCAAGGGUCCCUUCACGGAUAAGAUCGACACUACCGUUACUUUCCCAACCAACACCUCGCUGGAUUUGACCAACUACAUGCCCCCACCUCUCCCACCAGGUAGUGCAGGUGCAGGUGCCCUGGUCAGUCAAAGUCAAAAACCACCUUACCUUUAUGAUCUCUACGCAGCAACUCAUCACUUUGGAAGCCUCAAUACAGGCCACUACACAGCAACCGUACGGUGCAAUAAAGAAUGGUGGUAUUGCGACGAUAGUAGGAUCCUCAAGGGCGACGGUAGACAGUUGCAUACCAACAGUCCGUAUGUUUUAUGGUUCAGACGCAGGCCUAACUAG
Molecule: messenger RNA, 3672 nt
Organism: Ustilago hordei
Lineage: Eukaryota; Fungi; Basidiomycota; Ustilaginomycetes; Ustilaginales; Ustilaginaceae
Exons: 1
Coding region: 1-3672 (1223 amino acids)
Biological process (GO): protein deubiquitination
Molecular function (GO): cysteine-type deubiquitinase activity
Source: RefSeq, a predicted model, not a curated record